AUGACAACAUUGAAUAAACUCGGCAUUCAGGGUAUCAGAUCGUUCUCAUCGGAAAGGAUCGAAGCUAUCGAAUUUGAGAAGCCUGUCACGCUCAUUGUGGGCCACAACGGAGCAGGGAAGACGACGGUCAUCGAGUGCCUCAAGAUGGCUACCACAGGAGUGCUGCCACCUAACUGCGAUAAGGGACACGGGUUUGUCUUCGACCCGAAUGUUGCCGGAGUGCCAGAAGUGAAGGGGCAGAUCAAGCUCAUGUUCCGCUCUGCUGCAGCGAAGCAGGUGGUCAUGUCCAGGAUAUUCCAGCUGACGAAUCAACGCAACCGAGCUGGGGUAUUGAAGACGACAUUCAAGCAGUUAGAAAGCCUCAUCAAGGUUAAAGGAGAGAAUGGAGCUCCAACUCAGACUAUCACUAAGAAGUGCGCUGAUAUGGACGUACUCAUCCCUCAGCUCAUGGGCGUUCCCAAAGCAGUUUUGGAAAAUGUCAUAUUCUGUCACCAGGAGGACAGUAAUUGGCCUCUAGCGGACAAAGCGGCUCUGAAAAAGAAGUUCGAUGAUAUAUUCGGAUCGGCUAGGUAUACGAAGGCGCUAGAAUCGAUUGAGAAGUGUAGGAAGGAGCUGAUGGCCGAGACGAAGGAUAAGAAGCACCUGCUGGAAAUGCUUGGGAAAGACUAUGAAGGAGCUCGCAGUCUAAAGGCACAGCUGGAAAUCCUAUCCCAAGAGGAGGGCCGUCUUUGCGACGAAGUCGAGGACAUGAACACUAAAAUUGAUCACGCACAGGGAGAACUUCGCGAGGCUGUCGCAGAGGAUGCCAAGAUGAGAGACGCCCAAGUCAAAUUGGCUGAGAAAAAAGUCGACAAGAAGUCGACCUUCAAUCCUCUCGCUAUUAUGCAACGGCUGCAGAAUGACAUUGCCACCUUGAGAGGUUCACUACCGGAGGUCUUCGAGGAUUCUCUCAGCGUUUUGGAAGCGACACUGACCAACGAACUUUCGGAAGAAUUCAUGACGGGAUUGCGACGGGCAGUUGAAGGUUCACAGAGGGCGCUUGAGGAAGGGGUGGAAACUCUCAGAGAACGAAACGCACAGACCCGAGCAAUGCGAGUUGAUGCAGGAGAAGCAGCAAACGCUCAUGAGCUGAUGGUUAUGAGACAACAGGAGUUGGAUCAUAAGCUGGCGACGUUGAAGGAUCGAGGACUUGUGAAGGGGGAUGCAUCACAAGAUACGCUUCUGGAGUGUUUGCAGUCCUCAAUAGUGGAACGGGUCAAGGAGUCACGACGAGCGCUUGAGGCUUGUCGAACCGAAGAGGAACGAGCGGAACAAGAACUAGCACGGAGGGAGUCGCUCUGUCAGAACCAGCGACAAGUACUGCAAAGCCUCGAGUUCAAAAGCUCCACGCUUGAACGUACGAAGGCGAAUUCCGGUCAGAUGCUCUCAGAAGCAAAAGAAACAGAAAGAGAGAUAAGUGAAGUGGAACGUAAAAUUGCCUCCACGAGCAAUAAUGCUGAGGCAUCGGCUCGCCUCCAGGAGAUCGAGCAAGCUCUUCGGAAACUGAUGAUAGAAAAAGGCGAGAAUCAGCGAGAAUUGGCACGAGCGUUGGAAUCUGUACAGAGGCUCAAUCAAGACAGUGGUGUCGCAACAGAGGCUGAGGUCCUCAGCCGCAAUGUUGAAAGUCUUCGGUUAACCAUGCAGAGGAUUAUAAACGAGAAUCCGGGGUUGGAUUCAACCAGCCCUCGAGACGCUCAACAAAUUCUGCAGCGUUCCAUUGACGCCGCUCGGGCUCAGAAGAACUCCGCAGGAGCCAAGCAGAAAGAAGCCAUUUCGACGAGGGCAGCGGCUUCGGCUAGAGUGGAGCUCGAGAGAGGGCAAUUGAAGGACGCUGAAGACCAGCUGAGUAUCUAUCAAGAUAGCUGCAAAGAAUUCGGCAAUGUCCGAGAGUUUUAUAAGUCCGCACAGAGAAGGUUGGAAGAGAAUCAGAAAGAGUAUUAUUUGGUAGAGGCCGGCUCGGAACUGUAUAAGUCUAUCCAAGCACGUUCGUUGAAGCGACAUAAAUGUCAGCUGUGUAAAAGAGGCCUCUCGUCGCAAGGCGUGGUGGAUGACCUCAACUCGACAGUGGAGAAGUUUGUGGAACGGGUACCGGAGAUGCUGGCCGCGCGGUCUCGUAUGAUAGAUGAAGCCAAGAAGGAGAUGGAAGCCGCAGAAGCCCUUCUCCCUGAUUGGGCGGCGCUAGAGAAGUUGCAGUCGACUACGAUUCCUGAUGUUAAUGAGCGGGUACAGGUUGCUGUUGCUCUGCUCGUGUAUGAGAGACCCUCGCAGUUACGAGAGGCGGAAUCGAAUCUCAGGCGGAUUGAGAUGGAGGCGGAUAGGUCCUUAGGACGACUAUCAGCUGCGGAGAAGGAGGUAGUAUCGCUGUCAUCGCUACAAUCAGCAGCAGCACGACUGGCAGCAACGGCACACCAACUGGAGACAGCUGAAAAGUCCUUGCGAUCGGCUGAGUCGCGGCUGCAGGAGGUUUCAGCAACAGGUUCGAAUCUCGUCCAAGAGCGGCGGAACGUCGAUGCCGCACAGAAACGGAUGAUGCGGCUUGAUGAGGAGGAGAAGAGCUUGCGAGACGAGAAGGAUAAGUUGGUCGAGGGACACAGCACAUCCCGUGUGGAGAAUGAGAAAUUGAAGGGUAAGCUGACCUCUCUACGAGAGCGGCUCGGGCGUAUUCGAGACGCUGAGAGUGAGGGGACGCGCGCCGCCGAGGAACUUCGAAAGCUUGACGAGCAGAUGGAUGGAUGCCGCGAAGAGCUGGGAAGACUCAACGAGGGGGUGGAGACGGCCCGUCGCAAAUUUGCUGAAGUUCGGAAUUCUUCUCGAGAGGUCGUUGAGAGUAAAGAGCAACGGGUUAGGGAGGUACAGCAAGAGAUUGACGGCUCCAGGCAGCUCGUAAACUCUAUAUCAGCGUUGAGAGAUAAAUCACAAAAGUCGUCGGAGAUUCAGCGUAAGUUCGCGGAGGCAGAGGCGGCGGAGCGAAGCGCCACGGACACUGUGGAGGAACUCCGUACCAAGCGAGGCCAAUGCGAAGGGGAACUCCGGGAGAAAGAGAGAUGCCGAGAAGAAGUCGUGCAGAAUAUCAAGCUGAAGUCUCUGCAGCGAGAGCUGUCGGAAUUUGAGCAGGAGGUUGAGACGCUGCAGCAGGAAUACGGUGUCGUUGACUUCGCGGGAAAAGCGAAGCAAGUUGAGGAUUUGCGAUCUUCAGUUUUGAGUCUGCGGGAGCAUAAGUCUAGAAUUGAAGGGAAGGUUUCUCAGCUAGUAGACCAGCAAAGAGCAGUUUCUCAUCAGCUCGAUAGUUCCCUUUACAAAAACAUCGACGACCGGCAUCGCUCCGCUCUGAUCCAGCAUGAAGUGUCUGCUAUGGCGACUCAGGAUCUCUCUCGCUAUCAUUCUGCGUUGGACAAGGCUCUUAUGAGAUACCACGUCUCCAAGAUGAUGGAGAUAAACCGAGUUAUCAGAGAGCUGUGGCAGCAGGUCUAUCGAGGCCGAGACAUUGACUAUAUAGCAAUUCGUUCCGACACUGAGGAUGGUGCCGCAAAUGUCACCAGUGCCACGAGGCUGCGAAGCUACAAUUACAGGGUUGUCAUGACGUGCCAAGGAGUCGAAGUUGACAUGAGAGGCCGAUGCUCAGCUGGACAACGAGUUCUUGCGUCUUUAAUAAUUCGCCUAGCGUUGGCCGAGAGUUUCUGCUGUAACUGUGGUAUUCUAGCACUGGAUGAACCGACGACGAAUUUGGAUUCCACCAACAUCGAAGGGCUGGCCGAUGCACUUGCUGAUUUGAUUGAGACCAGGCGAAACAGCUCAAACUUUCAACUGCUUCUCAUCACGCACGAUGAAGAAUUCGUGAGGAAGCUCGUGACCGGUCCGACUCAUCCGUGCGAUUACUAUUAUCGGGUUGCUAAAGAUAACGAGGGAUUCAGUUUUAUUAGACAGUGCAAUGUUAUAGAUCUACAAUGA
This is a messenger RNA of Perkinsus marinus ATCC 50983, 3987 nucleotides long. RefSeq names its product DNA repair protein RAD50, putative. Gene Ontology annotation, molecular function: double-stranded telomeric DNA binding; G-quadruplex DNA binding; ATP hydrolysis activity. The record is from RefSeq and is a predicted model, not a curated record. The transcript has 36 exons. NCBI's taxonomy places the organism in Eukaryota, Perkinsozoa, Perkinsida, Perkinsidae. Gene Ontology annotation, cellular component: condensed nuclear chromosome; nucleus; Mre11 complex. The coding region runs from base 1 to 3987 and encodes 1328 amino acids. Gene Ontology annotation, biological process: telomere maintenance via telomerase; chromosome organization involved in meiotic cell cycle; telomere maintenance via recombination.